Messenger RNA from Rasamsonia emersonii CBS 393.64, 279 nucleotides. RefSeq lists its product as uncharacterized. The record is from RefSeq and is a predicted model, not a curated record. Lineage: Eukaryota; Fungi; Ascomycota; Eurotiomycetes; Eurotiales; Trichocomaceae. The transcript has a single exon. The annotation marks the transcript as partial.
ACAACAGAACAAAACAGAACAACAGCAUACGUAUACACGUGCACUAAUAACAUACUCCCUUCCUCGUCUUAUUUAUUUAUGUCAACUAUUUUAACCCCCCCGCCAACAACAAACUCUGCCCCGUCAUAUACCCCGUCCGCACGAGCAUGGUCACCACAUUGGCCACCUCGUCCGGCGUCCCCAGCCUUCCGAGCGGGAUGGACGCCGCUACCUCGGGGAUCGCGCUCGCGCCGGGGAUCAUGCCCGUGUCGCCGAUCAUGGCCGGGGCGACGUCGUUGA